Molecule: messenger RNA, 1180 nt
Organism: Meira miltonrushii
Lineage: Eukaryota; Fungi; Basidiomycota; Exobasidiomycetes; Exobasidiales; Brachybasidiaceae
Product: mitochondrial triosephosphate isomerase
Exons: 1
Coding region: 152-940 (262 amino acids)
Biological process (GO): glycerol catabolic process; glycolytic process; glyceraldehyde-3-phosphate biosynthetic process
Cellular component (GO): cytosol
Molecular function (GO): triose-phosphate isomerase activity
Source: RefSeq, a predicted model, not a curated record
CGGGGGAUUGUGGAGAAAGUGAGUGUUGUCCGAAAGGCUGAUCUGAGAGCAACGCAUGAAACGGGCAAGGCAAACAAGACUUCAAAGCAAUAUCUUCCCUUCUUUCAUUCAACAUACAUUCAUUAUAUAGACAGCAAUACCAACAGCAAACAUGACAUCAACAGAAAGCAAUCGUCGCUUAGUAGGCGUAUCGUACAAGAUGUACUUUGACGAAGAAAAACAUGAAAAAUACCUGAAUACAAUCUUGGAAACCGUUCCACAAGUAUUGCCAACGUUAAAUCGACCAACGGAUGUGUUUAUCAUUCCAGAUUUCUUACAUAUCAUCCCAUACGUACAAAAAGUAGCCCAUGCAAAAGCACCUCUUUGGAUCGGAGCACAAGAUGCACAUCAUGAAGAUGCAGGCGCAUUCACAGGAGAAGUUUCACCAAAGGGAAUUGCUCAAGCAGGUGGAAAGUUGAUCGAAAUGGGUCAUGCAGAACGUAGAAGAUUGUUUGGCGAAACGGAUGAAUGGGUUGUUAAAAAAGCAAAAGGCGCUGCAAGAAAUAAUUUGAUCCCUCUCAUUUGCAUCGGUGAACUUCAUAAAGAAGGUGGCGCUCAAAAUGCUCUGGAAGAAUGCUGGAAACAAGUCUCUGCCGUAUUUGAAGGCGAAGGCAAGAUUGAUGAUGAUAAAGAAGUAAUCCUUGCAUAUGAACCCGUUUGGGCAAUCGGCAAGAGUGAACCCGCAAGUGCAGAUCAUGUGGUUCAGGUAACCAAGCUGAUUCGUGCAAAGGUACCAAAGCGAUCAGGAACAGUCAGAAUCCUGUACGGAGGAAGUGCUGGUCCUGGUCUAUUCGACAAAUUGAAAGAAGGCGUUGACGGUCUCUUCUUGGGACGUUUCGCUCAUGAUCCCAAAGCAUUUUUGGAGACAAUUAUUGAAGUUGGAGGCGGUCGUAAACAAUAGAAGGAGUAAUUGUUAUUAAUUAAUACAUCAGGAUAGCAUCAAUGAUAAAUGGGAGUUUCCAUAAUUUCUCUGCUUUCAUCUCUUCUGUUUCGUUAAAAGCUUGGUUUUGUCGUUCGAAUUCGUCUGAAUCGCUUGUAUAUCUUUCAUUCAAUCCGUUAGAUUCUUGUCUUUUCCUUUCAUUUUCAAAUUUGGCUGUAACUCUUCCUAAUCCACUCGAAUGAUCCCAUUGUGCUCUAUGCC